This is a messenger RNA of Asterias rubens (European starfish), 2081 nucleotides long. RefSeq lists its product as uncharacterized. The record is from RefSeq and is a predicted model, not a curated record. The transcript is spliced from 3 exons. The coding region runs from base 327 to 668 and encodes 113 amino acids. NCBI's taxonomy places the organism in Eukaryota, Metazoa, Echinodermata, Asteroidea, Forcipulatida, Asteriidae.
AUUAGACUGAACAUGGCUCGUAGUCAUGCUUGGUUUGAGUCUCAAUCUAAUGAACCCAGAACCAUGAGUUCUAUUGGAAAAAUAGUACAUAAAGAUUACUAUUUGACAUUUCCUCUUUAAUUGUUAUUUACUAACCAACCCAACCACUCUCCUUCUCAGAAUGAGGAGUAAAAAAUCCCCAAGUUUCGCAAUAGAGUUGGCCUACUUGGGUAUUUCCGAAUUGAGUCAGUCACAGGUUUACGAGACAUUCUAUAGAGCGAAAUCUUGUUGAAGUAAAAACUCGUUCCAGAACACAACUCACGGCAGAGCAGAGGAGGACAUCAAAGAUGCGAGCUGGACUUUUACUUGCACUGAUCAUUACAAUGGCAGUACCCAUGUCGAGUGCUAUAAGCCCUGAGCUGAUUAAGAUGGUCGGUAGUCUCAUCAACAGUGCCGUCAAUGAGGAGGGACAGGUUACAAUUGCCGGUCGAGUGAUCUCCUACAAGGCCAAGGGUCGUGUUCACAGCCUCAAGGAACCGUGGGUUUACGAUGGAACGGCGUGGGACAUCUCAAGUGGAAUCAGCGAGAAGGCAAAGCACUACAAGAGUAAGCAUGGAGCCAUCAAGAAUGCUAUGUUGCAGCUGCUUGGUAGACUCAAGAAAGAGGGCAUCAUGAAAGAGGAACUGUGAUUGACUGUGUCCUUUAUAAUAAUGGUCACUUGUCUUUUAUAUUAUAUGACUUUUUAUAUAAUGCUUAAAAUAAUAUAUGUCAUUCAGUGACGCUCAAGGUGCUUCAACAUUCACUAUUUUCCUGCAAGGUUUUUUCAGAGCUACAUUUUUUAUGCAUAUAUACCAGUAUGACACCUAUUCCUUUACAAAGCAACAUGAUGGUUUACAAGGUGCUGUGGCGCAAUAUUCAGCCAAUCAAACCAGGAACACCGGGGCGAACCUCUUCUCUUUUCUAUAAGAGCACUGGGUUCUUGAAGGAGGCAGCCAUAUUGGUUUAUAAGUGUCCUGCUUUAAAGGACACAAGUUUCAAGACCGGGACUCGAACCCACACUCAGCUGAGCGUAAACCCAAGAGCUCUUUUCUGCUCGACCACGACACACCUUAAUCUAAAAUUUAAGAAUACUUCCACCAAUUUCAUGACGCCUUCAGGCCAUGCAACUUCAGUGUCCUCAAAACUACCAUAAAGUAUUACUUCAGUGCUAUGAAGACUUUAUAUUUACUUUUUCUUAAAUGCAAAUUAGACAUCUAUGAAAUUGUUGCUUCAUGUACCCACAGCUAAUAUAUAGGAUUCAAAGUUCCUCUAGCUACCGGGCAAUCUCGGGGGCCUAGUGUUAAGACACCUGCUCUAGAAUUGCAAAGGGGCAUGGGUUCGAAUCCCACCGGACUAUGCAUUGGUUUUUUCACAGCAUUCUAAGAAAGUACUGUGUACACAGCUCUUUACACACAUCGAUGUAUAGGUAAAACCAAAUAAUGUUUCAUUGCAGUUUCAUAAAUGCUUUGACUCCCUGUGGAAUAUGUGUACAUUUUUGUUGUGACAUUCAUUAAUUUUUUUUAUCAUAUUAUUAGAAUCACAAGCAAUGUUAACUUACCUUUGUAAUUUUGCAAUGUACAUAAUUUGAAAUAAAAAGUGCAAAACUAAUUGAUUUUACCAAGUGGAAAUCGUCCCUUCCUUUAAAGGUUCAAGGAAGGCUCAAGGAACGUCACUUAGGUGAGGUUUGUAGUAGCACCAUGUGUAAUUCUUGUUUGCCUAGUGCUGGUUUUGAGCUGUCUACCACCGUUCUUUUCAGAACUAGACUUGCGGACAAGUCGUUAAAUGUCUGUCGCGGUGAUAGCGUUCCGACUCUCCACGCGAUUCAUGCGGUAUUCUACUACUGCUGUCACGACUACAGUCCCAGAUGUACCAAUCUAGUGCCAGACGUCAAUUUAGAAGAGACACCGUGUAACCAGCACAUAAACCCAGUCAUCAAACUUCCGGUAGCUAUAAUCUUAGAGUCUCUCAUUUGAGUUGUAUUAAACCUGCCAUGUACAUUAUUAAUUGUUCUAUUGCUUUAAAUAUUGUUGUUUGAGUAAAAUAAAUUAUCAUCGUGAAUAUAA